GUCAAAAUGAGAACUCCUCGACGUGUCUGACUCUUUUGGCUUUACCGGUAGGCGAGACUGAUCGCCGGAGUUUCAAUCUCCUUUUCUCUUCCUCUCCUUUUCUCUUCUGCUCAAAUCCGGUCACUGCCAUUGUCUUCGUACUCUAGGCCAUGGCCAAAUCUCGGGCGGUUGUGGAGCUCACUGCCCGUUUCGAUCUCGGCGGCGUCGAUAAGAUCCGAGCCCUGUCUCUCUCCCCUCACUCCGAUUCCCAAACCCUAGUAUACAUCGGCACCUUCUCCGGAUCACUUCUUCUCCUCUCCCUCGACACUUCAACUAACAUCGUCGCGCGUCUCGGAAGUGUAUCGCUGAGCGCUUCUCCAGUCGAGUCUCUCUUCGUGCUCGAUCAGGAAAGGGGGAAAGUUCUAGCACUCUGCAAUGGGUACUUGUUCUUGGUGGAUUCUCUUCUAUCUCAACCCCCUAAAAGAUUGGGCGGUUUAUUGAAAGGGAUCAAUGUGGUUGCUAGGAGAGUGAGAGGGCGCGACUCGUCGAGUACUACUGACCUGUUGCCUUCCGAGAUUCCCGCUGAUUCUAGCUCGAGCAGCAAGUUUCUUCAGCUGCUUGGCGCUGGAAAUCGGGUGAGCGACAUCAAGGGUAAAGACUCCAUGCACGAGCGACUCCACCAAGGUCAGUAUCUUUUCGCCGUUGCCAUUAGCGAGAGAAUGUUGCUCAUCGAGCUUCAGUGUGACGAAAGAGACGGCGCGAGUGCUUCCUUUGUUGUCUUGAAAGAGAUUCUGGGCAUUAGUGGGAUCAAAACUUUGGUUUGGCUUGAUGACUAUGUCAUUGCGGGGACGGUUAAAGGUUACACCUUGAUCUCUUGCGUCACCGGUCAAAGCGGGGUAAUUUUCACGUUGCCUGAUGUGUCUGGUCCGCCACUGCUGAAACUGCUCUGCAAAGAGUGGAAAGUGUUGUUGCUGGUGGACAAUGUUGGGGUUGUCGUGGACACAAAUGGUCAGCCUGUUGGAGGGAGCCUUGUGUUUCGGAGGAGGCCUGAUUCCGUUGGGGAGUUGUCUUUCUACCUGGUCACCGUCGGAGAUGGAAAGAUGGAAAUACAUCAGAAGAAGUCGGGUGCUUGUGUUCAGUCAGUUAGUUUCGGUCCUGAAGGAUGUGGGACUUCGGUUUUGGCCGUAGAUGAGGCAGGAGACGGAAACCUUUUGGCUGUUGCUGCUUUGUCAAAGAUUGUUUUUUAUCGGAGAGUGCCUUAUGAAGAACAGAUUAAAGACCUUCUGAGGAAGAAGAGAUACAGAGAAGCCAUCUCCCUGGUGGAGGAGCUUGACUCGGAGGGGGAAAUUUCGAAAGAAAUGCUUUCGUUUCUUCACGCUCAGAUUGGGUAUCUACUACUCUUUGAUUUGCGCUUUGAGGAGGCAGUGAACCAGUUUUUAAAGUCGGAAAAAAUGGAGCCUUCUGAAGUUUUUCCUUUUAUCAUGCGGGAUCCUAAUCGCUGGUCUUUGCUGGUUCCAAGAAAUAGGUACUGGGGACUGCAUCCUCCCCCUGCUCCUUUAGAAGAUGUUGUAGAUAAUGGGUUGAUGGCCAUCCAGAGAGCCACUUUUCUUAGAAAAGCGGGGAUGGACACUCCGGUUGACGAAGAGUUUUUCUCAAAUCCUCCAAGUAGAGCUGAUUUAUUGGAGUCAGCAAUUAAGAACAUCACCAGGUACCUCGAGCUAUCACGUGAGAAGGACUUAAGUCACCCAGUAAGAGAGGGAAUAGACACGCUUCUAAUGCUUCUGUACAGAGCAUUAAACCGCGUUGAAGAUAUGGAGAAUCUUGCAUCUUCUGAUAAUAACUGUGUCGUGGAGGAGUUGGAGGCUCCUUUAAAUGAAUCUGGACAUUUACGGACACUGGCAUUCCUCUAUGCAAGUAAGAGGAUGAGUGCAAAGGCUCUUGCUAUCUGGCGUCUCUUUACGAAGAAUUAUUCAUCUGGUCUAUGGCAAGACUCAGAUGACUUGGUGGCUUAUAUAUACGACAACGAGCUCAUUAGGCUAUCUGGUAAAGAGGCUGCUGCCGCAGAAGCAGCCAGAAUUCUUGAGGAACCCUGUGAUCCAGAACUGGCAUUGCAGCAUCUUAGUUGGAUUUCAGAUAUAAACCCAUUGUUUGCCAUCCAAGUCUUAACGUCAGAUAAAAGGACAGAAGAGCUUUCGCCAGAGAAAGUUAUCGAAGCUAUUGAUCCCAAAAAGGUGGAAAUCAUACAGAGGUACCUCCAAUGGUUGAUUGAAGAAAGAGACUACAAUGAUCCGCAGCUGCAUACAACAUAUGCUCUCUCACUUGCCAAAUCAGCACUUGAGUGUGUUGAAGUUCAAAAUGGUAUCCAAGAAGCUGAUGCUGGAGGCAGAGAGGCACAUGUUUCUAAUGCUGGAAGUAUUUCCUUGUUUGAUAGUGAUGUACGGGAAAGAUUGCAGACCUUUUUGCAAUCUUCAGAUCUAUAUGAUCCUGAAGAGAUCUUGGAUUUGAUUGAAGGAUCAGAACUGUGGUUGGAAAAGGCCAUCCUAUACCGAAGGAUAGGGCAGGAGACAUUAGUCCUCCAAAUUCUUGCUCUGAAGCUUGAGGAUUGUGCAGCUGCAGAGCAAUAUUGUGUAGAAAUUGGAAGACCAGAUGCAUUUAUGCAGUUACUUGAUAUGUACCUGGAUCCUCAGAAUGGUAAAGAGCCAAUGUUCAAGGCCGCUGUUCGUCUUCUCCACAACCACGGGGAAUCACUUGACCCUUUGCAAGUUUUGGAAAAACUGUCUCCUGACAUGCCCUUAAAACUGGCAUCAGAUACGAUUCUGAGAAUGCUGAGGGCUAGAGUUCAUCAUCAUCGUCAAGGCCAAAUUGUACACAAGAUCUCUCGUGCAUUGGAUGUGGAUUCAAGGCUGGCAAGAUUAGAAGAAAGAUCACGUCACGUGCAGAUAAAUGAUGAGAGCCUCUGUGAUUCCUGCUUCGCCCGCCUGGGAACUAAGCUAUUUGCGAUGUACCCAGAUGAUACCAUUGUCUGUUACAAGUGUUACCGACGCCUUGGUGAAUCGAAGUCAGUAACGGGCCGUGACUUCAAGAGAGAUGUUCUGAUAAAACCCGGUUGGUUAGUGAACCGGUAGCAGAAAGCCCUCUCGUUUGGCAACAGUUGUACUUGACCUCUAACCUCUCACAAACACAGAGAAAGCCCUGUACAGUUACAGAUAAUGAAGAACAUAAAGGAGAUCCUGUUCAAGUAAAGAAAGCUUGCGGAUUCUCCAUGUUACUGUGGAGAGCAUAGAGUAGUACUUUUAGGCGCCUUUGCGACAGUUAAUUAUGGGCCAUAUGAAUGAAUUAAGCUUUUAAGAGACCUUGUAGUCUACUUUCUUCUCAAGACGAAGGACCUGUUUGGGUAAUAAAUUAAAAUAUUUAUAAAUAACAAAAACCAGAAAAACGAGUGAGAAAGCAAAAAAAAAAACACUGCGACGGAAUUAAAAAAAAGGGAAGAAAAAUCAAACAGACUAGUCGCUGAGAGAGGGUCUCAGGGUGAAGAAGACGAUAUUCGAUUUCAGGUUUCUACUUUUAUCUUCCGUCACCUUCCACUUCGGGAUACAGUUCCUUCGUCGAAUCGCCUCUCGCCGAUCACCGGUUGGCGCCGUCGCCGAAAAACGGUUAGAGCGACAGUUAAUUCCGGGAUCAUUUCCAAAUGUCGAUUAAUAUGAGAACGCUGACACAAGCUCUGGCCAAGACGGCGGCGGUGAUUGAGAAGACGGUUCAAACCACAGUCCAGGAGGUUACAGGUCCCAAGCCUCUCCAGGACUACGAGCUCCUCCAUCAGAUCGGUUCCGGUGGUCCUGGCCUCGCCUGGAAGCUCUUCUCCGCCAAGGCGCGUGACUCCACGCGGCCACAGCAGUAUCCCACCGUCUGCGUCUGGGUGCUUGAUAAGCGCGCCCUGUCGGAGGCUCGUGCCAGGGCGGGGCUAUCCAGGGCUGCCGAAGACUCGUUUCUCGAUCUGGUUCGGGCUGAUGCCGGGAAGCUGGUGCGGCUGAGACACCCCGGCGUGGUCCACGUGGUUCAGGCGCUCGACGAGAACAAAAACGCUAUGGCUAUGGUUACGGAGCCGCUAUUCGCAUCCGUGGCCAACGCGCUCGGGAAUGUUGAGAACGUGGAUAACGUGCCGAAAGAUCUCAGGAACAUGAAGAUGAGCUUGUUGGAGGUGAAGCACGGUCUCCUCCAAAUUGCCGAGACAUUGAACUUUCUCCAUAAUAACGCCCAUCUCAUCCACCGUGCUGUGUCUCCAGAGAAUGUUCUUAUUACUUCGGCUGGCUCCUGGAAGCUUGCUGGUUUUGGCUUUGCUGUUUCAGAAGCACAGGCUGGGAAUUUGGAUAAUAUGCAAUCGUUCCACUACUCUGAAUAUGAUGUUGAGGACUCAAUCCUGCCACUCCAACCUUCUUUAAAUUAUACAGCACCUGAAUUGGUGCGGAGCAAAACUCCUUCUGCUGGAGCUUCUUCAGACGUUUUUAGCUUUGGAUGCCUCGCCUAUCAUUUAGUUGCACGGAAACCUUUGUUUGAUUGCCACAACAAUGUCAAGAUGCCUCGGAAAGUAGUUUCUGUUUUAAAUGUAUAUUCGGAUUAUCUGUAUUCUGUCCGCUCCAUUGCUGAUGAUGGUUACCUUGCGGUUUUCUUGCAGUACAUGAACACAUUGAACUAUUUAACAAAUGAAACUUUCUCAUCUAUACCCUCGGACUUGGUAUCUGAUUUGCAACGGAUGCUGUCAGCGAAUGAGUCUUUUAGACCAACAGCAUUAGAUUUUACAGGAUCUAAUUUUUUUCGAAGCGACACGAGGUUACGUGCCCUCCGUUUCCUUGAUCAUAUGCUUGAAAGAGACAACAUGCAAAAGUCUGAGUUUUUAAAAGCAUUAUCAGAUAUGUGGAAAGAUUUUGAUUCCCGUGUAUUACGGUAUAAGGUGCUUCCGCCUCUUUGUGCUGAACUUAGAAAUUUGGUAAUGCAGCCAAUGAUUCUUCCUAUGGUUCUAACUAUAGCAGAGUCUCAGGAUAAGAAUGACUUUGAGUUGAUAACGCUCCCAGCUCUGGUUCCUGUUUUGAGUUCUGCUACGGGUGAUACUUUACUGUUGCUUGUAAAGCAUGCAGAGCUUAUAAUUAACAAGACUAAUGCAGAGCAUCUUGUAUCACAUAUCCUCCCUUUGCUUCUUCGAGCCUACAACGACAACGAUGUCCGGAUACAGGAGGAAGUUCUGAAAAGAUCCACAUCUGUUGCCAAACAACUCGAUGGUCAGGUUGUAAGGCAAGCAAUUUUGCCUCGUGUUCAUGGCUUGGCUCUCAAAACCACAGUUGCUGCCGUCAGAGUGAAUGCUUUGCUCUGUUUGGCAGAGCUGGUUCAAACGCUUGAUAAACACGCUGUUACUGAAAUUCUGCAAACAAUUCAACGAUGUACCGCCGUUGAUCGUUCGGCACCUACCCUUAUGUGUACUCUUGCAGUCGCAAACGCAAUUCUCAAGCAGUAUGGAGUUGAAUUCACUGCUGAACACGUCCUUCCGCUCAUUAUACCGCUUCUCACUGCCCAACAAUUGAAUGUCCAACAGUUUGCCAAAUAUAUGCUAUUUGUUAAGGAUAUUCUCAGGAAAAUUGAGGAAAAAAGAGGAGUUACAGUGAAUGAUUCAGGAGUCCCUGAAGUUAAACCAGGCUCUGUUGCAGAUGGGAUCCAGUUUCAAACACCAACCCAAAAAACUGAGAAGGUCGCUUCUGCAGAAAAGAACAAUCCUGCAUGGGACGAAGAUUGGACCCUCCCGACCAAAAGCUCUGCUCCUAGAGAUCCUGGACCCGCAAACUCUCAGUUUAACAACUCUACAGUUCAGUCACAGCCAUCGAACCGGACAACAGUGCCAACAACAUGCCCUGCAGUCGACAUAGAGUGGCCACCAAGACAAUCCUCCAAUGUAACUGCUCAGCCAUCUAAUAAUGAUGAGACACGGCUAAACACUCCAGGAACAUCGUCAACUCCAAGUUUCGAUGAACUAGACCCUUUUGCAAACUGGCCACCACGGCCCAACGGUGCUUCCAUUGCUGCUUCUGGGGGUUUCCACAACAGUACUGCCACUCAACCUCCAAUGAACAAGAGUGGUUCUGGUUUGAGUAAUAAUUUAUCAGACGGCACGCAGUUUCAGACAUCUAACAACGACUUCUGGGCCUUUAGCAAUGCCUCCCUCUCUUCUCAGAAAUCACAGCAAGAUGGUUCAGGUAUCAGCGCAAGUAACUCAGGUCCUAUGAACUCUUUUGGGAUUCAGAAUCCGAACCAAGGAAUGCCGUCUUUCGGAAGCAGUUCAUAUAGUUACCAAAAGCCGCCGGCAGACAUCAGUUCCAUAUUCGGUUCAAGCAAAAACGAGCAAGGUGCAAUGAAACUCGCUCCACCUCCUUCAGUAGCAGUGGGAAGAGGAAGGGGAAGGGGAAGAAGUGGGAUAUCUAACUCAAGGCCAAGUGGUUCGAAGCAUCAACAAACCGAGCAGCCAUCGCUGUUGGAUCUAUUGUGAUUGAGAGUUUCGGUCGAGACGUUGGGUUUGGUAAAAAGAUAGUUCCUGUCAAAAAAAAAAAAACACACAGGGGCAUGUGCAGAGUGAGUGUGUUUGUGAUGCACAGAAAGAAACAUUUUACAAGAAGCAAGAAAGGAGAUUAAAAUGAUUGGAAGCUUGUAUCAAAUCAAUUAUUGUAAAAUAAGUAUGUUUCGGCAUUUGACGAAAAGACAAUUUGUUUGUACUUUGUAGUGUGAUAACAAUGAUCAGUCCUUAGAAAGGAUAUGCAUGCAUGUUACGCGUGCAUAGAUUCAGCCGCGAAUCUCCCAGAUUGGGAUUUGCUACAAGAAUCAGGAAAUAUUGUGUGGUGUGAUUAGUGACGAUCGAAAGGUGUUUUUGUUUGCGUAACUUUAAAUCUCAGCUCUAAGGUCUAAAGCCGUCUUUUAUGCAAA
This is a messenger RNA of Thlaspi arvense, 6939 nucleotides long. The record is from the annotation of a GenBank genome assembly. Lineage: Eukaryota; Viridiplantae; Streptophyta; Magnoliopsida; Brassicales; Brassicaceae.